Coregonus sp. 'balchen' is the source of this 406-nucleotide messenger RNA. Lineage: Eukaryota; Metazoa; Chordata; Actinopteri; Salmoniformes; Salmonidae. The record is from the annotation of a GenBank genome assembly.
AUGGCCUUUAAACAAAGUUCAAGAAACAGGUAGGGAGACAGCAAUAAAGAAAGAUUGAGUGAAAAAAUAUAUAUACACAGUCUGUUUAUCCUACUGAACAGUAAAAAAAAAAUGAAAUGUUGUUGUUUCCCGUUGUGUAACUAACAGCCAUGUGGCCCUUUGUCGUUAAAGAUGGGAUCUCUUGGGGGAUGAGAGUAACGGGCUGUAUCCUCCUCUCCCCUGCCCCAGGAGCUCCAUGGUACCCCCGGCCCAGUACGGCUCCAGCUCCCCUCCUCACCCCCACGGCAAGGUCAACAAGCUCCCCUCCGUCAGCCAGCUCAUCAACCCCCAGCAACGCAACACGCUCACCCCGUCCUCCAUGGCCCAAGGCCUGACUGACAGUGAGUUGCUUUACCCCUUUGUAUAG